Molecule: messenger RNA, 2576 nt
Organism: Filobasidium floriforme
Lineage: Eukaryota; Fungi; Basidiomycota; Tremellomycetes; Filobasidiales; Filobasidiaceae
Product: calcium-activated chloride channel-domain-containing protein
Exons: 12
Coding region: 93-2576 (827 amino acids)
Biological process (GO): chloride transmembrane transport
Cellular component (GO): cortical endoplasmic reticulum
Molecular function (GO): chloride channel activity
Source: RefSeq, a predicted model, not a curated record
CGAACAAGGUAUUGCUGGGCGGGCCAUCAUAUUCACUCAGACCUAGCUUGAACCGUCUUGCAUACCUUUUCCCAAAGGACAAUCCGUUCGCCAUGUCGAUGAACCUGCCUUCGGGUCCGCCAAAGGCUCAGUCGGAUCCACGAAAGACUCGUCCCACCGCCGACCUCUUCACUUCGACCCCACCUCCCACCGUAGAGACCUUUGGAACCCUUCUGGUCUUGCCAUUCAAUAUCUCACCUACAGCGUUCUCCAAGCCUGAUCCUGCUACUGGUCAACAGAAAGCUGGAGGACAAGGUCGAGCCGAGGCCGAAGGAGAGAUCAAGGAAGGCUUCAGGAGGUUGAUCGCCGAGCUGCAAGGAGCGGGAUUGAAGGUUACGACUCGGGUCAGCGGAGAUGGUGUGAAGAUUUGGGUCUUUGUCGGGGCGGAACAGAGGAGAUUGGCCGAGCUCGCAGCGAGGGAGAGACGAGAAGACUUCCUCCAUUCGAUAACAACGUCUACUCGUCCCACCCCAUACAGCUCGACUCUCCCAGACGCCGACAAGAUCCGGCUAGUUACCGAGCUUAUCUCAACCAACACCUUGCAAGGCGGACUCGGUAUCACGCCGGGAGAAGGUGCUUGGCGGCGAGUCGAAGGGAUCGUCGGGUUGCAUGAUGAGCAGGCGAACCACGCAUGGGUACAAGCCUGGCUGACCAAACGUUGGACUACCGGGCUGUUCGGCAUGGGCAACGAGAGGGACGAGGAAGAUGAUAGGACCAGGAUUCUGAACAUUUACGGACCUUCGGUGGCGCUCUACUUUGCCUUUGUCUCGUUCUACGCUCGGGCUUUGGGACCUUUGAGCGUGAUCGGUGCGGUAUAUUGGCUCGGUUCCAAGGGGGUAUACGGCAAGAUCGCAACUCUCAUCGGACUCGAAACGUGGGCUUAUACCGGAGGCCUGCCGGAAGCUGGAUACGGCUGGUCCUGGAGCUGGACGUACGCUGCCGUGGUCGGGAUCUGGGGGAUCGCCGUCACCGAGGGAUGGAGGAUCAAGGAGCGCAAACUUUCCGUUCAAUUCGGAACGUUCAGGGUCACCAAGGUCAGCAGACUGCGAGCGCAAUACCUCAGAUCACUUCCCGGGACCUAUGGAGGGGCCGCCCCAUCCAUCACUGCCAUCGACGCGCUCAAUGCCAGUCACUCGGUCAGCGGCGACCCGACCUUUAUCGCCAGAGAAGCCAAGAUCUUGGCUAGCGUCCCGGUCAUCAUCGGACUGGGCCUCGUCCUCGGAGCUCUGUUGACAUCGAUCUUCAUCUUCGAGGCGUUUCUCAGCAAGCUUUAUGACGGUCCAGGCAAAUCGGCCUUGGGCUUGAUCCCUACCCUCAUGUUCGUCGGUGUGGUACCCAACGUCUUGGCCCUGUAUCACUCGAUCUCGGCCAGAUUGACCAACUGGGAGAACCAUCCCACCAAGUCCAGCCAUACCGCCAGUCUGACGGUCAAGACUUUCGCUAUGAACGCGAUCGUCGCCUACCUCGGUCUCUUCCUCUCGGCUUUCAUCUACGUGCCCUUCGGCGAGCUCAUCAUGGCUUACCUGAGCAAGACACCUCAGGCUGGCAAAGUCCCGCAUUUGCAAGCCGAACAGACUGGGCUCGGUCCGCAAACAAGUGUCGGCGCUCGCGCCGUCGUCAAGACCGAUAGGUUGGCGGGACAGCUCUUUGCCUAUACCGUCACGAACCAAGCGAUCAAUGCCUUUACCGAGCUUGGCUUGCCAUACAUCAAGGAGUACAUCGCAAACUAUCGUGGAAUCAAGGCGAACCGGGAUGCUGGAAAGAAGACGGGUGCCGAGCCAAUGAGCUUGGCUCAACGUGAUCCCCGAGAGAGGAGCCUCUUGAAGAAAGUCGAUCGAGAGUUGGGCUUGAUCGAGUACUCGAAUUUUACCGACUACGCCGAAAUGGUCACUCAAUUCGGUUACAUCACCGUCUGGUCGGUCGUCUGGCCUCUCGCCCCGUUGUUCGCUCUGAUCAACAACUGGUUGGAGCUGCGAACGGAUGCUGCCAAGAUUGCAACCCACGUGAGGAGACCCAUCGCCGAGCGUGUCGAGAGUAUUGGACCUUGGUUGAACACCAUGUCCUUCAUCACCUGGCUCUCGUUUGUCACCAGCUCCACCCUUUGUUACUUGUUCCGCCCGAACCUCGAACUCCCGAUCAGCGAUCAAUCGAUCAACCCGAACUCGAACCUUACUACCAACUACCUUCCCCGCUGGAUGGCCGAAUCGGCCAUGGUCAGGACGGCUCUCCCGAUGCUCAUUCCCGCCUUAUUCGUCGCCUUGGUCGCCUCGCAUGGCUACUUUGUCGUCCGUCUCGCCGCCCGACAGAUCGCUGAGAAGCUGAUUUGGGAACCGAGUGCCGAAGCCAAGGCUUUGGAAAUGAGCGAAGAGGCUGUGAAACGCAACUUUUUGCAAGGAAAGUUUGAUGACGGUCUCUCGGCGAUCGGUGGCAGCGUCCAAUCCCAGUUGGAAGACACGAGAUUCGCUCAGGCUCUACCGUUCUGGAGGGGAGUUGAAGAAGGGACACAAGCUAUUGCGUCUGCACUGAAGCACGAAUAG